Kluyveromyces marxianus DMKU3-1042 is the source of this 1932-nucleotide messenger RNA. RefSeq names its product Cue3p (gene CUE3). The transcript has a single exon. The record is from RefSeq and is a predicted model, not a curated record. Gene Ontology annotation, molecular function: ubiquitin binding. The coding region runs from base 1 to 1932 and encodes 643 amino acids. Lineage: Eukaryota; Fungi; Ascomycota; Saccharomycetes; Saccharomycetales; Saccharomycetaceae.
AUGACAACUAUGAGGAGAUAUCAGAGAGUGAUUGAGGUGAACGGAAGGGAGAAAGUAUCACUUCCAAUCGUUAAGUUUCCGCCUUUUAAACUUCGGGCAGCAAUGAUCGAAAAGGACCCGGUAAUCUGGUUGCACUUACUGGAGGUAUACGUUAGUCAUAUAAGGUAUCUAUUGCAUGGUGAUAAUCUUGACUUUAUAAGUGAUCAAACUUAUGAUCAUUUGUGCGUUUUCACGAGGGCAUACUUGCAUGAGAUGAGCGAUGAGGAAGGUAAGUUGUUGUCAUUGGGAAUGAAUAGUGAAGUGUUGGAGCAGCUUAGACUUUUGCGGGCAUAUAUGUUUCAAUUGAUCAAGAGUUGUGGAUUGUUGUAUCUACAGAUUAGUACGGAAACGCUAUGGGAUAUAGUAAGAGUCUACGUUGCGCAAAACCCAUAUACCGUGAGAAAACUAGUAGAUGGAUCGUUGAAACCUACAAUCAACACACAGAAAGCACAGCUAGAUCGGACUUACCAGAUACAGCAACACAUAAGAAAUCUGAUUGAGGCCAAUAAGUUUAGCAGGGUUGACUUGAAAACAUUAGAGCUUCUCUUGAAUGCUGGGCCACCAUCAAAGAAUACUUUCGCAGAUAAUUUUGUCAGCACAAAAUGGGUCGAUACUCUCGAGUCUAUGUAUGGAAAAGAGCCCGGUAGUUACCUUUCUGACUGGGGUAAGAAGUUAGGAGUCUUGAGUUACUUAUCAUGUAGUGUGGGCAACCUCGCUGAUUUAUUGAAAGAGAUGGGUGUGACUAAUUUACAAACGCUUUCGAUGUACCCUCUUUUGGGAUCACUCUUGAUAGAUCCAGAGUUUCAGAAGAGAGUACCGAUGAUCAAAUCGAAGAUAGGAUUUAUAGAUGUUCUGGAAAGCGAUGACUCUGAAUCUCAGUCACAUUCCAAAGCCUCUGUUAAGCUAAACGCAGUUGAUGAAUCGAAAUUGAGCAUGAUCAAGGAACUUUUCCCUGAUCUUAAUACUCAUCAAAUUACACAGUUGUUGUUACGUUACGAUAAUAAUACAGAAAUUAUUAUUAACAACCUUUUCGAGAACCCAUCCAUUAUUGAUUCAUUAGAGGACGAAGAAACAGUGCAGCAAGAGCAGGAUAUUGAACAACAACAACACCAAGAUCAAUCAAAGCCAUACGAGAUUUCUGCACAAGAACACCAAAGAAAGAAAACAGCACUACCGACAAUUACUCCACAAGAUAAAAUCGUUAAAAAGGAAAUAUCUUUCCCGGUAAACGAUGUUCCAGACUCUAUCAGGAACAAAACACUCUCGAGAGCAUUGGCUCUCUUAUAUGAUGCAACAGAAGACGAAAGGGACGAUACAUACGAUGAGGCUGAGGUCAAACAAGCCAGUUCUAGUCGUGUUAGUAUUGAUAUUGGCACUAAAUCAACGGGAAAUAAUGAAGAAGAGACACAUCAACCAGAAACAACGUCGAAGUAUGAUCAAAUCGAAGGUUAUUUAUGGGAAUUGUUGAAGAGAGAUAAAGUGCUAUUUACUCGACAGAAAAGAGGAUCUAAACAACGUUCCGAUAUGAAAAAACAAACCGGGUGGUCUGAUGAACAGAUUGAAGGGUGGUCCAGAAUGAUUGAGAAGAGUCCUAAGAGAGCGCAAUUGCUUGAAGAAAAAUAUAUCUUUAAAGGUAACGUUCGCCAGGGAAAGAAGAACAAAAACUAUAACAACACCAGAAUCGAAGACGCGGAUACUGAAAAUGAGGAGGAAGAAUCCAAAGACGAAAAACCAGGCGGAAAGUCUAAGACUGGCAACAAACCUAAUCAACCAGUAUCAAAAGAGCAACAAAAGAGGAAAAAUGCAAGAAAUGAAAAGAAUAAAUCAAGCCGCGCAAACCAUAAUAGGAAGGCAGGCCAUGACAAAAAGUUGGCAAGAAGCGGCGGACCUUAA